Molecule: messenger RNA, 1428 nt
Organism: Paracoccidioides brasiliensis Pb18
Product: Smc5-Smc6 complex subunit NSE4
Exons: 3
Coding region: 1-1428 (475 amino acids)
Biological process (GO): DNA repair
Cellular component (GO): nucleus; Smc5-Smc6 complex
Source: RefSeq, a predicted model, not a curated record
AUGCCUUCUCUGCCCACUCACCGUCGAGGCGGCAGCUCCCCAUCCCCAGCUGCUGCUUCUGCAGGGUCUUCUGAUGAAAUGACGCCGUCUCCGUCCACUUCUUUCUCCUCAGACAAAGAAAAUCGAAAUUCAAAUAGUCGAUCAGAGAAAAGGAAAACUACCCAUCUAGCAUCUCAGUCGACACAGAAACCUCAAGUGAUGACGGACGCGUCGAACAAAAGGCGAAAAUUAUCACACAACAGAGGACUGUCUGAUCGCCAGAGCCAAGCCACACACAGACGACGGCCUCAACAAGUUCAAGAUACCGAUCUAUAUGACCCCAAUCAAGAUCCAGAAGAGCGCCGGGCGGUGCGAAAAGGACUGAGAGACCUUGCAACGAACCUGAAUGAUUCUCGCGCAGAAUACCUCAAGCCUGGCUCUAACGGUAUACGUACUACACUGGAGAAGGCAAAUGAGUGGUUCAAAUCAGUGAAACAGACGUCAGAUGCAACCAUAGAUUCGCGACUUCUCGUGUCCGCGGCCGAUUUAUCGUACAAGCGCACCGCGCAAACCGUUCUAGGCGAUGGCGAUACCGGAAUCGAUGUGGAUGAGUUCGUGUCGAAAUGUAUUUCAUACAUGCGCCAAGGGCCCAGAGGGGAGGAGCCAUCAUUUUCUAGCACCCAGAGACGACGCCGUCGCGUUGCGGGCAACGAUCUAGUUGAAGAAGAUAGCGACGAUGAAGGAGAUGCGCUUAACUGGGAUUGGCUUGGCCGAAGAGCCUGCCUUCCCAACAAUCUGCGACCAGCCCUUUCUGGGUUUUUGCUUGGUCCACUGUCGGUGCAGAAGCGAUUCCGGCAACAAAGUCAAAGGAGAGCUAGACAGGAGCGUUUUGACCCAUCUCUGGCUAGAAAACCACUCGAUUUAGAGGAGAAAGAUAUAGAUAAGCAAGAGACCUCAAACCUGACUGCCAUGUGUACCGAUAUCAGGGAGCUUCUGGUGAAGACCCAAUCACACAGUGAGGCGCUGGUUAACGAAGAGCUCUCUCAAAUGGGUGAUGAUGUUUCUGAGGACGCUGUCAAGGAAGUGAUGAGCAAACAUCCGAUUUCAGAUGAUGGCGGUGUCCCACUAUUCCGGUUCUGCAUCAAUCCAAAGUCAUUUGGCCAAACUGUCGAAAAUCUUUUCUAUGUUAGCUUCUUGAUUCGUGAUGGUAGCGUUGGUAUAUCAAUGGACAGCAAUGAACUCCCCACGCUACUCCCCUCUCAACCCGCAGCACCAUCAGAAGCACAGGCCAAGAAGCUGCAGAAGCACCAGACAGUUUUUAGUCUCGAUUAUGAAACCUGGGAAGAUCUUAUCGAAAUAUUCAACAUCGAAGAGUCUUUAAUUCCCCACCGAGAAGAAGGGACAACAGAGUCGGCAGAUAAAAGAAAGGCUCCUGGCCGGCGUACUUAG